Strongylocentrotus purpuratus (purple sea urchin) is the source of this 1227-nucleotide messenger RNA. RefSeq names its product loricrin-like. The transcript has 4 exons. The record is from RefSeq and is a predicted model, not a curated record. The coding region runs from base 1 to 1227 and encodes 408 amino acids. Lineage: Eukaryota; Metazoa; Echinodermata; Echinoidea; Camarodonta; Strongylocentrotidae.
AUGGAGGAGGAUGUGGUGGGAGUGGUGCCGCAGCUGAUGCAAGUGGUGCGGGACAUGGAUACGGAGGAUUUGGAGGUAAAGUUCUUAUGUUUUGUAGGAGGUGGCAGCAGCAGUAGCAGCAGCAGCGAGGAAAGUGGUGGUGGAAGCGGUACCGGAGGAGGAUGGGGAGGCGUAAGUGGAGGCGAUGGAGGAGGUGGCGAUGGUGGCGAUGGUGGUAAUGGUGGUGGCGACGGCGGCGACGGCGGUGACGGAGGAGCUGGUGGAGCCGAUGGUGGAGGAGAUGGCGGGGCUGGAGCAGACGCAAGUGCUGGCGAUAGGGCUGCAGGUGGUGCCUACGCGCCUGGAGCCGGUGGAGCAGCUUACGCACCUGGAGCCGGUGGAGCAGCUUAUGCACCUGGAGCUGGUGGAGCCGCAGCCGGUUUCGGGCAUGGAGCAGCCUACGCUCCGGGUGGACCUGGCGCGGCUUACGCGCCUGGAGCCGGUGGAGCAGCUUAUGCACCUGGUUGUGGACAUGGAGACGCUUCCGGUUCUUGUGGGCAUGGAGCCGCGUACGCUGGUGGACCUGGCGCGGCUUACGCGCCAGGUGGAGGAGCAUCGGGUAAUGGAGGUGUUGCUGCUGGUUAUGGUGGCGGAUGUAAUGACGGAGAUUCUGGAGACUGUGAUGGUAACUCUGGUGAGCAUGGCACCGGAUAUGGGGUAGGAGCUGCAGCCCCUGCUCCAGGAUAUCCAGGUGCAGCUAUGCCAGCGGCUGCUCCUCUACCCCCUGCAGCUGUACCUUCUCCUCCAGGAUUCGCUCCACCCCCUGCCUUUCCCAUCAGUUCCAGCACCAAGGGCACCAGCACAAGCUCCAGCAGCACCAGCUCAAGCUCCAGCAGCACCAGCAGCACCAGCAGCACCAGCAGCACCAGCAGCACCUGCAACACCUGCAGCACCAGCACCAGCUCCAGCCCCAGCCCCGGCUCCAGCCCCUGCACCCGCACCCGCACCCGAAACCCCGACACCAGUGGAGAAAAUGGUAACGGUGGUGACAAUGGUGGUGAUAACGGCGAUAACGGUGAUAACGGAGACAACGGUGAUAACGGCGAUAACGGCGAUAACGGCGAUAACGGUGAUAAUGGUGAUAACGACAGCGGUGCUGAUAACGGAAACGGGGGCGACAACGGUGGAGGAUGUGAUGCAAAUGACAAUGGCAAUGGAAAUGGGGCAAAUACCUGCAUCGCAGUUUAG